Molecule: messenger RNA, 906 nt
Organism: Gastrolobium bilobum
Lineage: Eukaryota; Viridiplantae; Streptophyta; Magnoliopsida; Fabales; Fabaceae
Exons: 1
Coding region: 1-906 (301 amino acids)
Source: RefSeq, a predicted model, not a curated record
AUGAAUGAGAUGAGGGAAGAUAGGACUCGGCAUAGGAGAGACGAUUCUCCUCCGCAUACGGCUACGGUGAUUCCUACACCGAUGCCAACUUUUAUGCCAUUUGUUACUACUGCUCCUACAUAUGUACCCCAUACUUCUGCUGACCCGACUUAUGUUGCUCAGACAUCUGGGGCUGUUGAACAAGUUGUUGACGAUGCUGCAGAUGAGCGAAGGCUCAUAUCAUUUAGAAAACACAAACCACCGGCAUUUCUGGGGUCAAAGGACCCGAAAGAGGUUACUACAAGGCUGAGGGGGAUGGACAAAAUAUUCCAGGUUAUGAGGUGCCAGAAUCCUCAGAAGUUAUUGUAUUCGGUGUAUAUGCUGGAGGGUGAUGCCCACGAAUGGUGGUGCAACACAUCUUGCCCUUUUACUAUUCAGGGGGAAGAAAUCACAUGGGCCUUAUUCGAAAGAUUAUUUCAGGACGAGUAUUUUCCCAGGGUUGUUCGGGAAGCCAAGCAGGGUGAAUUUGAUAAGUUGGUACAGGGUACUAUGACUGUUGAUACCUAUGUGGUGAAAUUUAAUGAGUUGGUUAAGUUUGCGAACUACGGGGGUAUACUGCCGACUCCUGAGUUUUUAUUUGCUAAAUUUCAGAGGGGAUUAAAUGAGAAGAUAGCAAAAAGAAUGUCUAAUACUGCCGUGAGAAAUUUUGUUGAUCUGGUUACACAAUGCAAGAGAGUGGAGACUGUUUAUAGUAGGUAUCCUAAAUCUACUGCUAUUAAGGAUAAUGAGAUCAAGAAAACUGCUAAUUCUAAUUCUUCCUGGAAGUAUAAUAAGGGUAAAGGUCUACUAGUGAAGCAAUCUGCUGAUAGGUUCAAGAGGGGUGGGAACCCUAAGAGUGAAAAUACUGGUAAAAGUGAAGUUCCUUAG